Molecule: messenger RNA, 1680 nt
Organism: Brassica napus (rape)
Lineage: Eukaryota; Viridiplantae; Streptophyta; Magnoliopsida; Brassicales; Brassicaceae
Exons: 4
Coding region: 1-1680 (559 amino acids)
Source: RefSeq, a predicted model, not a curated record
AUGGAGAAUGAGGCCUCACAACUUGCAAGGGACACUGAGAAUGAUCUAAGACAUGAUGGGGAAAUAGGAGAUGUAAACAGAGAUGACAAAGUGGCGAACGACAUCUAUGCUAAAGAGGUUAAUGGUGAAGAUGAAGACGAGGUUGUUGAUCGAUAUGAACAUGAGAUUGAGCAAUCAGUUGCUGAUUUUGUUGAUGAGGAGUUCAUUGGUCGCAUGACAAUUCCAGAAAGCUCAGAUGAAGAAGAGGACGAGUUUGUUGCAAGAGAUAGAAGGAUGAAAAACAAGUCUUUUGACAGAUUGUCUAUUGGAACAACUUUCUACUCAGGUUUCGAGUUCAAAGAGGCUGUAUUAGAGUAUGCUUUGAGUAAGGCGAGAAACAUUGUGCAAAACAGAUGGGAUAAGACAAAGCUUAGUUUUAAGUGUGGUAUUGGAGGUAAAUGUAAAUGGAGGGUUUACUGCUCAUAUGAUAAGCCGCGACAGUGUUGGUUGGUGAAAACAAGAUACAAGUACCAUAGUUGUACUCCUAACGGGAAGUGCAAGCUUUUGAAAAGUCCUGUAAUAGCAAGGAUUUUUCUGGAUAAACUGAGAGAAGACAGUGGUCUGAUGCCAGAAAAAAUCCAAGAGCAGAUUAAGGAUAUUUGGAAACUAGUUGCAUCAAGAAAUCAGUGCCAGAGAGGAAGACUGCUUGCUUUGAAAUGGCUGGAAAAAGAGUAUGCAGACCAAUUUGCUCAUCUCCGAGGUUAUGUGAGAGAGAUCGAGAAGACAAACCCAGGUAGUAUUGUUGUGCUCGAUACGUCUCGCAAUGCUGCGGGUAAGGAUGUUUUUGAUCGCUUUUACGUAUGUUUUGAGAAACUUAGAAGUUCAUGGAGAGGGUAUUGUCGGCCAAUCAUAGGGUUAGAUGGAACUUUUUUAAAAUCUGAGGUAAAAGGGAUAUUGCUUACUGCUGUUGGUCGUGAUGCAAAUAAUCAGAUUUAUCCGGUUGCUUGGGCUGUAGUACAAACAGAAAACUCGGAUAACUGGUUGUGGUUUGUUCAACGGCUGAAGGCUGAUUUAGUUCUCGGUGAUGGGAGCAGAUUUGUUCUUAUUUCUGAUGGCUCAAAGGGUCUGAUCAGUGCAGUGAAGGCUGAAUUACCUAAUGCAGAGCACAGACGAUGUGUUAAACAUAUUGUGGACAAUUUAAAGAAAAAGCAUAAGAACAAGGAUUUUCUGAAACCAAUGGUUUGGAAUCUAGCAUGGGCCUACAAUAAGACACAGUACAAGGCAGAACUCCAGAAUCUGAAAGACUACAACAUGUCUUUGUAUGACGACGUGAUGAAGAAGGAACCAAAAACUUGGUCGUUGGCAUAUUAUAGGCUUGGAAGCUUAUCUGAGGAUGUCGACAACAAUGCAACUGAGUCAUUUAAUGCCACCAUUCUUGCAGCAAGAGCCAAGGCAAUUGUGCCUAUGUUGGAAACUAUUAGAAGGCAAGCAAUGGUUAGAAUAGCUAAAAGAAAUAAGAAAUCUGAGAGGCGCGCAGAGAAAUUCACAAAAUAUGUGGUUAAGAUGCUUGAAUCGGAGAAGGAAGACGCUGAAAAGUGUAUAACGACUCCUUGUACUCAUGGAGUUUUUGAGGAUGUUGGAACUGUUACAGAACCAGAGUUCGUUGCUUUAGCGCAGCCAUCACAGGCACGCAUAAACUAA